GAGGAAGAAACCAGAGAGACGGCAGAGGAAGUUGCUGUGGCUCUGGGAGCUAAGGUCUCGAAACUCUACCGGUGUCUGAUCGCUGGCCGGAGCCCGAGUCCAUUGGCCACGCUGGCUGCGCAAGGAGCCGAGGACUCGCACGGAGGCAGGAUGCUCCUGGCCGGCGAUUUCGGCAAGGCGCCGGCAACCCGGUGCUGCUCUGAAAAUGGUGACCAAAGGAAGAACAUCAAGGAGAAAAGUGACAUAAAUAUUGCAGCUCUCGUUGGAAACGAACGAGUCUGUGAAGGUACAGAUAAUGGUGAUCUCCCUUCCUAUGUGGCGGAAUUUAUAGAAAAGGAAGUCGGAAAUGACCUUAAAUCUUUAAAGAAACUUGAUAAACUCAUAGAACAGAUGACAGAAAGUAAAAUGCAGUUAGAAGAACAGGUACUUACAGUUUCAUCAGAAAUCCCUAAAAGAAUUCAGAGUGCCUUAAAAAAUGCAGAAGAAUCAAAGCAAUUCCUUAAUCACUUUCUGGAGCAAGAAAGCCAUCUCUUCAGUUCCAUUAACAGCCAUCUGCUGACCGCUCAGCCCUGGAUAGAAGAUCUUGGAGCCAUGAUUAACCAAAUUGAAGAGAUUGAACGGCAUCUUGCUUAUCUUAAAUGGAUUUCACAAAUUGAAGAACUCAGUGAUAACAUUCAGCAAUAUCUGAUGACCAAUAAUGUCCUAGAGGCAGCUUCUACUCUGGUCUCUAUGGCAGAACUUGACAUCAAGCUUCAGGAAUCAUCCUGUACUCAUCUUCUUGGUUUCAUGAGAGCCACUGUUAAAUUCUGGCAUAAAAUUCUCAAGGACAAGCUUACAAGUGACUUUGAGGAAAUUUUAGCACAGCUUCAUUGGCCAUUCAUCGCACCCCCUCAGUCUCAAACUGUUGGCAUAAGUCGACCAGCCAGUGCCCCCGAGAUAUACAGUAACUUGGAGACACUAUUUUGUCAGCUCCUGAAACUACAAACCUCAGAUGAAUUACUUACUGAGCCAAAACAACUUCCAGAAAAAUACUCUCUUCCGGCAUCCCCUUCUGUCAUCCUGCCCAUCCAGAUUAUGCUGACUCCCCUUCAAAAGAGGUUCAGGUAUCACUUCAGAGGGAACCGACAAACUAAUGUUAUAAGCAAGCCUGAAUGGUACUUGGCUCAGGUACUUAUGUGGAUUGGGAACCACACUCAGUUUCUGGAUGAGAAGAUUCAGCCAAUAUUAGACAAAGUAGGCUCUUCAGUAAAUGCAAGGCUUGAAUUUUCUCGGGGCCUUAUGAUGCUGGUUCUUGAAAAGUUAGCUGCUGAUAUUCCUUGUCUGCUCUAUGAUGACAGUCUCUUCUGUCAUUUGGUGGAUGAGGUGCUUUUGUUUGAAAGAGAACUACACAGCGUUCAUGGCUAUCCCAGCACUUUUGCUAAUUGUAUGCAUAUUCUGUCAGAAGAGACCUGUUUUCAGAGAUGGUUGACUGUGGAGAGAAAAUUUGCUCUUCAAAAAAUGGACUCAAUGCUCUCGUCAGAAGCUGCCUGGAUAUCCCAAUAUAAGGAUAUCACUGAUGUGGAUGAGAUGAAAGUUCCAGACUGUGCAGAAACGUUUAUGACACUACUCUUGGUUAUAACUGACAGAUAUAAAAAUCUUCCCGCAGCUUCCAGAAAGCUGCAGUUCCUGGAGUUACAGAAGGACUUAGUAGAUGAUUUUAGGAUACGAUUAACUCAGGUGAUGAAAGAAGAGACUAGAGCUUCCCUUGGCUUUCGAUACUGUGCAAUUCUUAAUGCCGUGAACUAUAUCUCAACAGUACUAGCAGAUUGGGCUGACAAUGUUUUCUUUCUACAACUUCAACAGGCAGCAUUGGAAGUCUUUGCAGAGAAUAACACUCUCAGUAAAUUGCAGCUGGGACAACUGGCCUCUAUGGAGAGCUCUGUCUUUGAUGACAUGAUUAACCUGUUAGAGCGUUUAAAGCAUGACAUGCUGACCCGGCAAGUAGACCAUGUUUUUAGAGAAGUUAAAGAUGCUGCAAAAUUGUAUAAAAAAGAAAGGUGGCUGUCCUUGCCAUCGCAGUCAGAGCAGGCAGUGAUGUCCCUGUCCAGUUCGGCUUGCCCCUUGCUGCUUACUUUACGAGACCGUUUACUUCAGCUGGAGCAGCAGCUGUGCUUCUCCUUGUUUAAAAUCUUCUGGCAAAUGCUUGUAGAGAAGCUGGACAUAUACAUAGUGUUAUUAAAAUGUUGACCAUAUUUCCUGAGUCCUCUUGUUCCUAAGAAAACAAAAACAAAAAGCUCAGAAGCCAUGAAAACUCAGAGUAAUUCCAUUUACAAAUAUAAAUGAUGAAUAUGUCCAUUGAAUAAAAUACAAGAGCAGAUAAUAAAUUAUAAUCAACUUUUAAUUUUCUUUGCCAAUUCAGGGAGACUGUUGUAGAUAAUCUAACAUAACCAAUAAACUUUUACAAUCACUUUAAAAUGUAUGUUUAACUCUAUGACAUAAAUCACAGCAAGAUCCUUUUUGACCCACCUCCUAGAGAAAGGGAAAUAAAAACAAAAAUAAACAAAUGGGACCUAAUGAAACUUAAAAGAUUUUGCACAGCCAAGGAAACCAUAAACAAGAUGAAAAGACAACCCUCAGAAUGGGAGAAAAUAUUUGCAAAUGAAGCAACUGACAAAGAAUUAAUCUUCAAAGUAUACAAGCAGCUCAUGCAGCUCAAUAUCAAAAAAACAAACAACCCAAUCCAAAUAUGGGCAGAAGACCUAAACAGACAUUUCUCCAAAGAAGAUAUACAGAUUGCCAACAAACACAUGAAAGGAUGCUCAACAUCACUAAUCAUUACAGAAAUGCAAAUCAAAACUACAAUGAGGUAUCACCUCACACCAGUCAGAAUGGCCAUCAUCAAAAAAUCUACAAACAAUAAAUGCUGGAGAGGGUGUGGUGAAAAGGGAACCCUCUUGCACUGUUGGUGGGAAUGUAAAUUGAUACAGCCACUAUGGAGAACAGUAUGGAGGUUCCUUGAAAAACUAAAAAUAGAACUACCGUACGACCCAGCAAUCCCACUACUGGGCAUAUACCCUGAGAAAACCAUAAUUCAAAAAGAGUCAUGUACCACAAUGUUCAUUGCAACUCUAUUUACAAUAGCCAGGAUAUGGAAGCAACCUAAGUGUCCAUCGAUAGAUGAAUGGACAAAGAAGAUGUGGCACAUAUAUACAAUGGAAUAUUACUCAGCCAUAAAAAGAAACAAAAUUGAGUUAUUUGUAGUCAGGUGGACGGACCUAGAGUCUGUCACACAGAGUGAAGUAAGUCAGAAAGAGAAAAACAAAUACCAUAUGCUAACACACAUAUAUGGAAUCUAAAAAAAAAAAAAAAGGUUCUGAAGAACCUAGGGACAGGACAGGAAUAAAGACGCAGACGUAGAGAAUGGACUUGAGGACACGGGGAGGGAGAAGGGUAAGCUGGGACGAAGUGAGAGAGUGGCAUGGACAUAUAUACACGACCAAAUGUAAAAUAGAUAGCUAGUGGGAAGCAGCUGCAUAGCACAGGGAGAUCAGCUCGGGGCUUUGUG
Messenger RNA from Balaenoptera acutorostrata (minke whale), 3544 nucleotides. RefSeq names its product RAD50 interactor 1 (gene RINT1). Gene Ontology annotation, cellular component: Dsl1/NZR complex. The coding region runs from base 151 to 2226 and encodes 691 amino acids. NCBI's taxonomy places the organism in Eukaryota, Metazoa, Chordata, Mammalia, Artiodactyla, Balaenopteridae. The record is from RefSeq and is a predicted model, not a curated record. The transcript has 14 exons. Gene Ontology annotation, biological process: retrograde vesicle-mediated transport, Golgi to endoplasmic reticulum; regulation of ER to Golgi vesicle-mediated transport; endoplasmic reticulum to Golgi vesicle-mediated transport.